This is a messenger RNA of Puntigrus tetrazona (Sumatra barb), 4333 nucleotides long. It is a transcript of the gene lonrf2, whose product is annotated as LON peptidase N-terminal domain and ring finger 2. The transcript has 12 exons. Gene Ontology annotation, molecular function: protein binding. The record is from RefSeq and is a predicted model, not a curated record. Bases 872 to 3160 code for a protein of 762 amino acids. Lineage: Eukaryota; Metazoa; Chordata; Actinopteri; Cypriniformes; Cyprinidae.
GUGAACGAGAGCGAGGCAGACGGUAUCACACUUUCCCGUGUCAGUGCGGAUCGAGUGGGAACGUCGCAGCUGUCUCCAUUUUAUUAAAACAACUGAUUCACGUUUAAUGUUUCUACUAAAUGUAUACGACAUGGACAUCCUCUAGAGUGAUCGGAAUGUAAGAAACUCGGAGAAGGACCGCUUUCAGGGGAAUUCUAAGCCAAAGAGUUCGGGAGGAUUACGCAAAGUGACGCUGCCGGAGACAUUGAGUCUUACAUAAAACUAAUGGGUCAUCUAAUCUUUGGUCGUGAAUAUGCUUUAUUCGGAGAAAUCAAGAAACUCAUCAUCAUCAGCACCGAUGUCGAUGUGUGAAAAUCAUCUUUCAACUUUUUCUCUCGUCGGUUGCUCACUUGUUUGGAGACUCCUGAUUUCAAAACAAACCCCAGCGAACUGAUUAUUUUGAAGGCAUAAGUUAUACGUUUGUAUCUUUUUUUUACCUUACAGCCUUACAUGAAGACAUUGCUAGAUGUGUUAGGUAGUAAGCAGUGUUUAGUUUAUUUAGUUUAUUUUUUUAUUUUUUUAUUUGUUGUUGUUUUUUUGCUUUACCGGGAAAUGAGCCGCCAGUCAUGUAACUUGGGCGUUUUGUUGGGCCUAGCAGUGUGUGAAUGGGAACUGAAUAGUGUUUAAAAACAUUUUAGACUUUGGUCUCGUGGUUAUUUUUUUCAGUAUUCGUAUGACGUUAAAGAUGGUGUUUUUGUGAAGUAACUAAAGUAGGACUAUUUGUUUUUAAUGUAGCCUGGAUUUCACCAAAGCUUUCAAUCGAAGCCCUAUACGUUGUACUUUUGUCCGCUUUCCUAAAAAUCAUUAGCAUUUUUAUGCGGUGUAGCAGACAAUGGAUGCUGGGAUUCAAAACCACACCGAACACUAUGUGCACGACCUCUCAAACCCGACCGCGCCGGGAUUGUGUGCGGAAAUGCUCGGGGUUGCGGACGAGGCGUGCCGGGCCGGAGACUUCGAUCUGGCCGCGGAGAUCUAUACCUCUCAGCUCGCCGAGCUCGAGCACACUGACCGUGGCCUCUGCCUGCGGAAAGCGGACGCUCUGGCCCGCGGGGGACGCAUAGCCGACGCGCUCGACUCGUACUGCAUCGCUGCAAAUCUCCAGGAACUGAGACCUGAUGAGCUGCAGAUUUUAGUCGAAGUUAUAGCACGUACGAUCCGCAUUAAAGAGCAGUGUGACAGUAAGGCAAUAAGCGUGGCUUCCAGCUCAGAAAGCAGGUAUUUUGAGAGUGACGAGUUAGACGAUGAACAGAACUUAGACUUGUUUUCGUGCUGCCUUUGCAAGUGUUUAUUGACGGAACCGACGUCCUUGGUGUGUGGACACACUUUCUGUAAGCGCUGUCUGGAAGAUGACCUCACGAAAGAGUGCAGGAGCUGCCGCUCGAAACCCAACAAAUCACCCAGACAGUUUUCUGCGGACGGACUCCGAGUGAACGUUAUUAUAAGUGGCUUGAUUGAAAAAUGGUUCAAUUCGGAAAGCAAAGCGAGGCGAUACUGGUUGGAAGGGGAAGGUCUUUGGAAGAAACAGGACGUAUCCAACGCAGUACUGAAGUUCAACACAGCGAUUGAACUAGAGCCCUGUAUAUAUCAGCUCCUGGCUCGGCGGGCAGAGCUGCUUAUGGAAAUGAAGAAUUUUGGCCAAGCCAUCAAGGAUGGGGACGCCAUGUGUCAACUUCGUCCCCAGUGGCCAAAGGCGCACUACAUUAAGGCUACAGCGUUUAAGAGCGCUGGCCGCAAUGAGGAGGCUCUACAAGAGUAUUUCUACUGUUUGGCUCUGAAAUCUGACUGGAUCGCUGUAAAACUGGAGGCCCAAAAGAUCUUGAGUCACAUGUUCUCUUCGGUCUUUGCAAAUGAUGGUCUGGCCACGUCCAUGCAGCCCCUUCCAGCAGGACCCUCCUCUCGUAUCAAACCUUCAUCACUUCUCAGCUCUCUUCACUCCUCUCUUCCUAGAGAUGGAGCCAGGGCAGGCUGCUCCAAGGUUAAUGAAUCAACAAUCAGUUGCAGCAAGUUCAAAGAUGGGAACUCUUCUGUUUCACAAAGAUCUGAAAACGCAAACUCUGGCCUGUGUUCACUUUUUGUUCAACCAGUCCUCAAAAGGAAAUGGACAGAAGAUGCUAAGGCCUUUGAGCCACCCAGUAAACAGCUUAAAGAAGAUAAGGCAUCUUCAUGUAAAACCCUUCCUACCUUUUCUGGGGGGAGGCAAGUUCAAUCACAGCUUUUGGACAGUGCAGACUUUGAAUGUUCUCUCUGCAUGAGACUGUUUUAUGAGCCUGUCACUACACCCUGUGGACACACGUUCUGCCUCAAGUGUUUGGAGCGCUGUUUGGACCACAACCCUAACUGCCCCCUGUGUAAAGAGAACCUCUCCGAGUAUCUGGCGACUAGAGCAUACAACAAAACAUUUCUAAUAGAAAAACUAUUGCAGCGCUUCUUUUCUGAUGAGCUAGCAGAAAGGCGAAAAGUACAUGAAGAAGAGAUGAAAGAAUUGUCAAACUUAAACCAGGAAGUGCCCAUCUUUGUUUGCACUAUGGCAUUUCCUACUAUUCCCUGCCCACUGCAUGUGUUUGAGCCUCGAUACAGGCUUAUGAUUCGCAGAUCUAUGGAAACGGGAACCAAACAGUUUGGCAUGUGCAUUGCUGAUGAACUAAAAGGGUUUGCAGACCAUGGCUGUAUGCUGGAGGUGAGGGAUGUCAAGUUUUUUCCUGAUGGACGCUCUGUGGUGGACACCAUAGGCAUUGCUCGUUUCAGAGUGCUCAGUCAUGGCCAGAGAGAUGGAUACCACACAGCCAAGAUUGAAUAUUUGGAGGAUAAAAAGGCUGAAGGAGAGGAGUUGACAGAGCUUCUGAAGUUGCAUGACUCUGUGUAUGAUCAGGCUUUGGGCUGGUUCACCUCCCUUAAAGAUGACAUGAAGAACCAAAUCAUCAGCCACUUUGGGCAGCUGCCUGUCAAAAACUCUGAUCCACAGGAUAAUCCCAAUGGUCCUGCGUGGUGUUGGUGGCUGUUGGCUGUGCUACCGCUGGAAAACAAGGCCCAGCUGACCAUCCUCGCCAUGAAUGCUCUUAAAGAUCGGCUGAUCGCCAUACGCAGGGUCCUCAUUUUUGUAACUCGUAAGCGCCCUCGAUGAUAAAUUAGGUCUUGAUCUAAAUGAGAUCAUCUACAUCAACCCAUAGUAUGAUUCAGGAAUGCUGAUUUAGGCUGGAGUCCCUGAGGUUUCUUCCAGCGGCCAUCUUCAUUGUAGCACACAACCCUCACUAGUUACUCAACUGUCAUGUUCAGUGAAGAAGAAAAAAAAAUAAAAAGCAUCUAAAUGUUAAUUUAAGAUCAUCAGUUAGCAGUGGUGAGCUAAACUGUAGUCAUGCUAUGAAAGAGAUGAUCACUAAUGGCCUACGUUAGGAAGUUCUCAUUUAGUUCAGGUGCUGUCAGACCAGUUUAACAGUAGCAUCAAACAUGGGAAACAGUGGGAGGUUUUUUUUAAGCAUGUUCGGUCUUUUGGAAAUAACACCUCUGUUUUGUGCCUAGAUAGUAUGACUGACCAAAUGCUUCUCAUGGGCUUGCAAAUAUCAAAACUGGCCUUAUUGUGCAUUGGUGAAACUAAAUCCACAUGCUUCAGUUUGGAAAUGAGCAGUCACUUCCAUAUUGUAAAAGAUGAUUAAAAGAAAAAAAAAAAUCUUACAUAAUUUAAUAUUACACGUACUGCAGCCCUGCUUUGUCUAUAUAUUUUUCUUAUAUACACAUUUAGAUGUCUGGUUCGUUCAGAAACCGUAAACUGUCAGAAAUUAUGACAUUUUACAGACAUCAAUUUAAUUUUCCCCCAUGGGUUUAAAAGGACACACACUCCUACCUUGAAUACAGCCUUAAUGAUAUUUAGUAACAACGACAGGUGUUGUUUUUUAUAUUUCAAGGGAAUGUUUGUGAUUUUUGUCAUGAGGUGAAUAUUGAUUGGAGAAAUGUAAACAUUCAAAAUGAGUAAUUUGUGAACUGGAGCCAAAUUGUGUGAAGUCCUACUAUCGAUCAUGUUUAAACGAGCGCCAAUUUUUAUGUGUGACAUGUAAUGUACAUGUAGAGUGCAAUGUGUGGAUGGGUGGCUUAUGUCUAUAUGAUAAUCUUUAUAGACUAUAAGAGGCCUUUGAGCAUUCACACUCAUUUUCUUAAUUGUUAUUUUCUCUGUGAUUUGCAUGUCUUGUGUAUUUUCAUUAUCAACCUUUUCCUGUGCAAAUUACUACUUAAAUGCUGCAUUUUUGAUGUAAAUUUGUAAAUCAAUAUGAAAUAAAUCCUAUUUUAUAUUUUAAAGCAAAAA